Hypanus sabinus (Atlantic stingray) is the source of this 10226-nucleotide messenger RNA. RefSeq names its product ring finger protein 150a (gene rnf150a). The record is from RefSeq and is a predicted model, not a curated record. The transcript has 7 exons. Lineage: Eukaryota; Metazoa; Chordata; Chondrichthyes; Myliobatiformes; Dasyatidae. The coding region runs from base 848 to 2137 and encodes 429 amino acids.
GUUUACGAACUAAACAAAAACUGUUGUCACUCCGAAUGAACCGCAAUCGACGGAAAUGAAGUCUUAAGAGUUUUGUAACACCUCGAAUAAGGGAGCAUAAACAAAAAGGAACUGAGUUGUUCGUGCCGCAUCCGUCCGCAACGGUGGUCGAGGAGCUGUAUGAUGAUGUCAUAAUGGAACAUCGGAACCCGAACUCCCCACCCCCUCCACGCGCCGGUUUUACGUGAUUGCGUCAGCACUCUAACACCCAUCCUGCGAAGAUCAUUUCUUUUGACGGGCCGGUCUCGGUCUCCAGGGAGACGGGAGAGGCACAUGAAGCUGGGGCCUGCAAAUGUAAAGCACCGGAGCGGCGGUUCUGGAGCUUUGCAGCUGGUGGCGCUUUUUAUCCAAUUUUCUGCGUGUGUACUCCCCGCUUGGCUGCCGAAGAACUCGCCGCCGUCUGCCUGAGGGGCGAAGGAGCGGCGGCUGUGUCCAGCGACGCUGUAUCAUCGGCAUCAUGAUGGUCCUGCAAUAUCGAGCCGACUGCCAGCGACGGCAGCAGCUCCACUGAGAGGCAGGAGUCGGGGAAAGGUGCAUCGGCUGAUCUACCAAUCCAUUCAACGUACUGCAUCUCCGUCUAAAGCGUUUAUUUAAGGGACAAACAAACAAUGCAUUUUGUUUAAACAACGCUCGCCUUCCACUGCCUGGCGAGCAGCAUCUUACAAGAACAAAAACAAAACGAUCUGAAAGGGGGUUCCCUUCACUCAACUCGACUGCAUUAAAGAGAAAGGUGAAGGAAGCCUAGGAGGAAGGUGCGCGAGAGACCAGCAAAUAGCCUUUCAUUAUUGUAACUGAAUCGUUAUUAGUAAUGCCCAUGUCUCUGGUGCAAGCCUGCCGCAGUCUGGCUCUCUCAACAUGGCUGCUUUCUUUCUGCUUCGUGCAUUUAUUGUGCCUGGACUUCACGGUGGCGGAAAAAGAGGAAUGGUACACUGCUUUCGUCAACAUCACGUACGUGGAACCGGCCACCUCGGAGUGGAAGUCGGAGAAGAGCGAGUGCGGCCGUUACGGGCAGCAUUCGCUCAAGCAGGACGCCGGGGGAUUGCUGGCACUGCCCGCUCACCACGACAGGCUGGCGUGUGACCCUCAGGCUAAGUUUCAGGUGCCCGCCGCCGCUGCCACCAAGGGUUGGAUCGCAGUCAUACCCAAAGGGAACUGUACUUACAAGGAGAAAAUCUGGCAUGCUGUCAGGCAGAAUGCAUCCGCUGUAGUCAUUUACAACUUGGGUGCUAGCAACGUCAAUGAGACUAUCACGAUGCCUCAUGCAGGUACAGGAGAUAUUGUUGCCAUUAUGAUUCCUGAACUAAAAGGACGUGAGAUUAUGAGCCUACUUGAAAGGAAUAUCACCAUUAUGAUGUACAUAAAGAUUGGAACACGUAAUUUACAAAAAUAUGUUAGCCGUACCUCAGUUGUAUUUGUGUCGAUUUCAUUUAUUGUUUUGAUGAUCAUUUCGCUUGCCUGGUUGGUCUUCUACUAUAUCCAGAGGUUCAGAUAUGCAAAUGCUCGAGACCGAAAUCAGCGUCGCCUUGGAGAUGCUGCUAAAAAAGCCAUUGGGAAGCUUCAAGUUAGAACAAUCAAGAAAGGUGAUAAGGAAACAGAGUCAGACUUUGAUAAUUGUGCUGUUUGUAUUGAAGGCUACAAGCCAAAUGACGUUGUCCGAAUUUUACCAUGCCGGCACCUUUUCCAUAAGACAUGUGUGGAUCCUUGGCUGCUAGAUCACCGCACGUGCCCAAUGUGCAAAAUGAACAUUCUGAAGGCACUUGGAAUUCCGCCAAAUGCAGAUUGUGCAGAUGAUGUAACAACGGAUUACGAAGGAUCCAUGGGAGGACAACCAACGAAUCAGAUUACAGGCGCAAGUGAUGUGACCGUGAAUGAAAGUUCGGUUGGCUUUGAUCCUCCUAUUCGAAAUGUUGGGGUUUCACAGACAAUUCAGGACAAUGAACCUCUUCAGCAAGUAGAUGAGAUUGUUACUGCUAGCAACAAUGAUGAAGGACCAAUUGUGAGCAGUGAUUCGGACACCUCACUGAUUCUGGCUGUUGAAGUUGGACUUUCUGACAUAGAGCUCUCUACUGACCAGGACUGCGAGGAAGUGAAAUCCUGAGAAGGAUGAAUGAUGUGGUUCAGACAAGCUCACAGAUUAACUGCAAAGUAUCUUGUGCAUUCAGACAAGAAUGAUUGUGAGAGCAAUAGCGACAAUCAUUUACUAGACACAAAUUGUAUAGCAUUUGAUGUCAAUUUUGUUCACAAAGAACCCACAGGCUUAUCACUUGCCUCAUUCCUACAUUCAAACAAGCUGGUAACAUGGUUCAGUGGCUGAGCUGAGAAGAAAAUAACAAUGUAUGCUUUUUAUUUUAAGUUUCCAAUGAUAGUCAAUGAUUUAUUUGUGUUUUUAAAUUUUAUUUUUGUGACUGACACUUGCUUUUCCAGAGUUUGAUCCUAUGAGGGUUAACAGAUUCCUGGAAUCAAUGCCUCAACACUAAAACAUUCAGUUGGUGCUCUUAAGUUGUGAAAUGAAUUUUAAAGUAGAUUCCAAGUUCUGCAGUCUUGUGAAUCACUGGCUUUUUUUGUUGUCAGCAUUAAGUAAAGUUUAUUUGUGCAGUAAUUAUUCAAAAAAGCAGCUUGCAGAUGCAAGAAAGAAGAAACCUGGAAGUUCAGUUGCCAUUUCUUGAUGUAAUUUUGACCAUUGGAAGAGUUGGUGAUAAUAUUGCACAGAGAUGUUGUCCAUAAGCAAUAUGCUCUGCUGGAGAUUUGGAUAGAAUGAAUGUUCCAGUACCAGCCCACUUGCUUUCUAUGAAUUCAUGAUAGAUUGGGAUUUGUGUGUAUGAUUGACUCUUGACAGCCCCCCCCCCCCCCCACCCCACCAAAUCUGUGACAUUUUGGCCAGUAACACUGUAGCUGUAUAAUUGGCCAAAUAGGUUAAACGACCAGCUUUAUGCCCUUAAUGGCUUUUAAGAGAUAGGAAUCAAAACUAAUAUUAGUUUUACAGCAUACUUUACACCAACUGACCUCUGCCAAAAAUGAAUUUAUGCAAUAUACUGCUGUACUUCAAAAGAAUUUUUUAGUGUUUUAUGUAAUUUGAAUUUUAGUUGCUAUGUCAUCUAUCCAAUAAUAGCUUUUGUACUUUGAAAAUAUAUGAAAAUGUAUUAAAAUUACAGAUCGUUAUACAGUACAAUCUGAAUAAAUGACUAUUCAAGUCAUAGAAUUCUACAGCAGCAUUUUUGCAUAUGGAUCCUUCCCUUGCAGGAAAGAACCUAGUACUAAAGCAUAAUGUUAUUGCAAAUUUAUAAGUUCUGUCCAAAAAGAAAGGAAAAUUCCUGCAAUGUAACAGAGGUUAUAUAUUUUUGAAAGUAUUGCUUUUGUUCCAUAUGUAGAUUAAUUAUUGAGAUUAACACAUCAAAAUAGGGAACCUGAUAAUUGUAAUGCUUUAGAGUAAGUUUAAAAGCCCUGUGGUGAUCUUUUGGAUCCCAGACAUCAUCAUAUAGUUAGUAGGGUUUGUAAUUGUUCUGGUACAUCUUUUGACUUGGAACAGUACAAUAAUAGGCGAAGUUGAUGAUGUAUUGAUUUGAAAGUUUUGGAGAUAGUAUUUUGAUUGAUGUUGAAAGAAAAUAUCCCCCAUGUAGGAUUUGAAAUAUUCUAGAAAGACCAUAUGGCAUAGGAGAUGAUCAACCUACUCUUUUCUAGUUUAAACUUGAUGAUGGAUGUUAAAUGUUUAACUGCUAAUAAAUUUUGGAACAAAUUAAAACAUAUUUGAUAAUGAAGUGUGCCUCAGGUUAACUAAGGGGCUGAAGAACUUAAAGGAAUUCAAUUCAUAUUUAAGAUUGCUUAUUACUGACUGGAAAAAUAUCAUACAUACAUGAAAUUCUCAGUCCUAAUUGAACAAAAUAACAAAUCAGAAUAGCUAUUAUCAAUACUGUGUCAGCUAUUGUUAGUCCUUUUAAAUCUCUGUCACACACCAUGGGAUGAAACUCAUCAUUGUAAGAAAGAAAAUAAUUUGAGGUGUUCACCUCUUCUAGAAAAUAAUAUUUUUAAAGAGUCGUGCUGUGCUGUACAUUGCUGUUUUCUCCUGUAAAAUAGCAAAUAGCUAUACUGUUUUCCAUAUUUGAAAAAAAUUUGCUAAUUUUAAUUUGGUAUUAUGAACAACAUUGUAUGCAUUGCUGAAGUUUUACAGAGUAAGCUUUCUCAAAGUUUGAGUAUCUGUAUAAGUUUAUUAUAAGGUUAUUAUACUAAGUUCUGGUCAUUUUCUUGCAUUAUCAUUUUGCACUGAGUUUUAUCAAGAUCUGCAUUCACCUGUGCACCAAGGUUUGUGAUUUUCUGCAGGGACUGUUUCCCAAAAUGUUCAGCAGGUCACCUAUGCAGAGCAAUACAGUUUUGGACAAUGACUUCUUGUUAAAACAAAGUUUUAAUAUAAGCAUGUGUUAGGAUUUUAGGGAGUGAGCUGAAGGCUCAAAGGGUACGUGAUUGGGUGAAGAGCAAAUGAGUCACUUAAGUGAUAGCAAUGGUACUGGCUGAGAGGGGUGGUGAAGGCUCUUUAAUUGAUGAUCGAGGACGUAGAAUAGAGAAACACAGAUCGCAACAAGAUGCAGAACAUUACAGUUGCUGGAAAUUAGAAAUAAGAGAGAAUGCUGGAAAAACCCAGUGGUUCAUGCAGCAUCUGAAGAGAUGGAAAAAAACUGUUAAAAGUGCAGGCUGAUGACUAUUGUAUCAGAAAUUAUACAAACGGGGGAAAAAACUGUUAUUUUGUCUUUGCUGUUGAGUCUAAGGUCUAUAUAACGUGCCUAGUUUGAAAAGAAGGUGCAUACUUAAAAUGUAUAAAACUGCACAGUGUAAAGGGGAAAAAAAUGAAAUGGGAGUUUGAUUGAAAGUCUAAUAACAGACAACCUGAAGCCCUGCAGACUGAACAGAUAAAUGCUACAAAACAGUUGCCCAAUCCAUAGAGGGCUAAUUACGGUGCAAUAACUUGAAAAUAAAGUAUAAAUGCUACAGCUGGAGGGAGUAUUGGGUUCUUGAAUGGUGGGAAGGGAAGAUGUGAAAGGGCACAUGUUGCAUCUCCUGCAGUUGCUUGCAAAGUUUCUAUGAGAAAGGGAGGGUCUAUUGGUGCAGGUGGGAGUGUCAGAGUGAAGACGGGAUAGUCCCUUCAAAAUACUGGGAGUGGAAUAAUGUUUAGCACUGAUUCUUAAGCAAUGGAGAAGUUACUGCAAAGGAAAGGUUGUAGAAGGAAACAAAUUUAAACUUGCUUCAGACUCAGUCACAGUAAUGUUGAGCUAGACGACCAGAGGAGCUUGUUUGACAGCCAGUUGCACUCAUGUCUCCAGAAAUGGUUAGCUUAGCUUCAACAAUGCUGAUAUAUGUUGCUGUAUAUAACUCUUAGCCCUAUCUAAAUGUGGGUUUGAUCAAGACUGUAUUGAUCCACUUAGUCAUUCAUCUCUUUCAAGCUACAGCUACAUUUAAUUUUGAGAUUCUGUGUAAAGAUGUUUGCAUCAUGUUGACAGCCAUCUACCUUUCUGACUACAGGGCCACGAAGUUAAUUGUGUCCCUCCCCUUUCACUUCCUUUGCACUUAGACAUUUGAGGUGCACUUCAGUGAUCUUGGCCUUCUCCAAGAAAUGCUGUGUCGUCAAAUAGCUUGUGUUCCAAAUGACUUUUCUCCUUUGAUGUUAGAGCCCUUCACAUGCUAAAUACCAGCUAAAGAAUUAAUGCAUUCUAAGGAUAUAUGUUUAAGCAUUCUACAGUCUUUCUCUUAUGAAUUAUUUUUAUUAAGAACUUGCCCCUACAUUACACUACUAACACAUUCCUUCAUAGGAAGGACACGGGAGUGGACAGUUAAUAGUAGUUUUGCGAAUUUUUGAAUAACUCAAAAUUGUUCAAUCAAUUAAAACUACAAUCAGUUUUGUACUUCUGGAAAAGCAAUUUUCCUUUUAAAAUCAACUCAAUGCUUUAUUUCAUAUUGAAAUUACUGUGAUUAAAAGAAAAACAAUAAGUUCUGGCCAAGUUGACAUUCAUUUGGUUUGUAUGUAACUUUUUUAAAGCACCUGUUACUACCGUUAGAAUGCUAACACUCCAAUCAUUGGUGUAGUUCAAAUCAUUGAAACAAUUAAAUUUUAUUUUUUAAAUUUAUGAAUCAAGUUAAUUGCAAGAGUUCAUUUGAAAAUUCACAAGGUAAGCAUGAGUUUUACCAGAAAAAAAUCAUUUCUUUUUUCUAUUCAAAAGCAAUAUAAUUCAAUUGAAAAUGUUCAACCACUGAGCACAUAACCUUAAUAACUUUUGAACUGUCCAUAAAAUCGUACUCAGAUUUACACGUCGCCUCCAUUAGAGUGAUGUGGAGACUCAGAGUGGCACUUAGUAUCUUAGCAGGUCUGAGAUACUUUGGGAUCAGUCUCCUGGUGAGUGUAUAAUAGGUUUUUGAACAGAUAUUUGUAUAAUUAUGCUGAGUAAAAAUUGGGUCACACUUUAGAAGAGAAGAAGUUGAGAAUAACUAAGAUAAAAAAGACCACAACAUUUUCUUGUGACUAUACUUCAAACACUUGAUUAAUCAAGUAUGCCCUAAGCAAUCUAUUUGAUUUUCGCAAGAAUGCAUGAGGAUUGUGGCUUACCAUAAACUAUGACUUGCUGUAUUCUGCACAUACUUUCUUCUUUAGUAUUUGUAUGAAUAAAAAUUCUGAUCAUGACAAAUUUAGGAGAGGCUGUAACAAAGUAAUACAUUUGUCAUAGAGUUGUGCAGCAUGGACCAAGUUGCCCAAAUGAGCUAGUCCCAUUUGCCACAUAUGCAUAUAACCCUUUCUUAUCCACGUACCUGUCUAAAUAACUUUUAAACAUUGCGAUUGUACCUACCUCCACCACUGUCUGAGAGUUCACUCCACAUAUCUAUCAUGGUGUGUAUUGAAAAAUUUGCCCCUUUAGAUUUUUCCACAUUCACCUUAAAUCUAUGUCCUCUAGUUUCAAGCACUUCUACCCUUAGCAAUAGCCUGUCCACGUUCAUUUGCCCAAUCUAUAGCUCAUGAUUUUAUAUACCUCAACAAGGUCACCCCAGAGCCUCCAACAACAGGGAAUAAAGCCCCUGAUUGCCCAGUUUCUCCAUAUAAAGUGUUGGUAACAUCUUCGUGAAGCUUCUCUGCAUCCUUUUAAGCUUAAUAAAAAUCCUUUUGUCUGACUGAUUUCUGCAAUCAAUUAAACUGGACAGAUGCUUUUGCAUUAAUUUUGACUUCCUAAUUUGUAUGUUAUCAUUUUAAAAAUGACUCAAUUUAGAAGACAUUUUAAAAUUCUGAAUAUAAAGGUUGUGACUAAUGUGCUUUAUAAGUAAUUGGUUGUGGUAUUAAUUAUUAGCUCUUCAUUCUUGUAUUCUUUGCAUAGAAAAGUAAUUCUGAUCCAUUAUCUUUUGAAUUUGUUUAAAAAGUUUUAUUUUUCAAGUAUUCUAUUUGAAUAAAUCAGAAUAACAUUUUUUCUGCCAUUUAAAUUAAUUCCAUUUUAUGCAACAACAUUUUUUUGUUCCAGAAAUACUCAUGGCAUUUCAACGAUUCAUUCUUCAGAUUACUGGCUUUGUCUUCAUUAUACAAUAGGGACUAAUUUUACAAAGAUGACAAGAAAUAAGAUUUCAAAGUAAACCCUGAGCUAUUUUUUCUGAGCUAAAAUAGGUAUGAAAAGAUACUUUAGUUUACAGUAUCAUCAAAAAUCUGUGGAUGUGUGAAAUAUUUUAAAAAAAGAAAUUCUGCAACUAUUCCGAAUAAUCAGAACAUGCCAAGGGUACAAGUAUAAAGAUCAAUGGCCAUCAAUUAGAGUUAGAAAAUGUUUUGUCAUUUGAUCCCUGACAUACAGUACAAUCACCAACCGUCAUUUUCCUUUCUCCUGUUCCUUUCCUUAAUUCUUAACUUAUUUUUAACUUAUUUCAGUUCUAAUGAAAGUUGUUUAACUCUCAUUCGUACUCCGUGUCUCUGUCUCGCCUUUGCUGCCUGAGUUGCUGAGUAGUUAGCGUUUUCUGUUUUUAAUUUCAUCAUGCUUUUCAUUCAGAUACUCAAUUUUGUGCUUGAGACCAUGAAAACAGCACACUAAUCGUUUCGUAAGUUUUAAGUUUCAAAAAAAUUUACAGUACAGAAUAUCAUUCAGUUUACAUUUAAUCAUCUGAUGUUAUUAAUGUUAGAACUAAAGAUUUAUGAGUAUAUCCUUGAUAAUGCAGUAUUGCUCUUAAUGUGAAUGUUGUAUAAUUAGUAAACCAUUGAGACUCCAACUACUUCUGUCCUACUAAACAGGUUUUCAAAUGUCUGAAACCACAGACAAUUGCAGGAAAUGAUCACUGACCAUCGUUAAAUCCCAUCUCAGUGCUUAAUACAUUCAUUAAAAAUGAAUAUUAACAAAAUUUAUUUUCUGAAAGCCUUCAGUUCUCUAAGAUUAAGUCAGAGAAUAGUGCUUAUGCGAAUAGAUCAGUUCAGUCCAGUCACCAUGGUAGAUUAUUUUUCUGUGAUCCGAGGUAAAUGCACAAUGUUGAAGGCAUUGAAAACAAGUAGAAUUCAAAGCACAGAUCUCACAACAUUGUGUGUAUCAUAGAAGAUCAAUUUCUAUCCCUAUUACUCUCAUUUGUUGCCAAAAUUCCCAGCCUAAGAAGUGAUGCCAAUUUCCGCCCUGGUGAGUUGUUGUUUGAUUAACUUUGUAUGUUGGCUGAAAAUCAUUCAAUAGAAUUUCUCACAAUGGAAUGAAUAAAUUAGUAAUUUAUUAUAAUUACAAGUAGUGAAACCAUUGUUUAGGCACAGAUUAUCCAUUGCUCUCUAACAAUCUAUAAUUGGAACAUCUAUAUAUGGUUACUGAUGACUUGCUUUGGUAUUUAUUUCUUGAAUAUUAAUCCAGUUUUGAUCAAGAGUUACUCUUAUGCCUAGCAUUUUGUCCUUUCACUGUUUUAAAAAAAAUUAUUUGUAGUACCAUGCAGGAAAGACACCAGCCAGAAGGAAAUGAUGCUGCCAGAUUGAAUUGCAGAGGUUCAUAGCAGUGAUGUGGCAAUUUUGUUUGGAUGUAUCUACCUACCAGUGCUGUGGUUCUCCUUAGUUGUUUACAAGUGACAGAUUUUUCAAGAAAAUCUACAUUUCUUUAUCAUCAAUCAAAUGAAGCACUUAGUCUAAAAAUGUUGCAGAGGGGCAGUGAGAAAAUUUAAAGUGGUAAAAUUGAAAAAAAGAGGGAUUUUCUCAUUGAGCAGGAAGUUGAAUUGUACUGAUCACACAUUUUCAGGGAGCUAGCAAAAGUGACUUUAAAGUGGAGUCAGUUUAUAGUGUUAGUUUGCAGUAGAAGUUAGGUGUUAAUAACAGACAAAUGAGAGGAGGUUGGUCCAGUUUUGUAACGUCAUAAGAUUUCAUUCUUAGUAAACAUGCUUAGUAUUCACAUAUUUAAGUUCUUUCAACCUACUGUUUGCCAAAGGUUGUUGAAGCUGUCUUUAAAUAGUCCAACUUCUUUCUGACUGUAGCAAAGCAGGGCUGUCCAGUUCCAAGAGUCAUUAGUUAUGUUAUUGCAGAAAGUUUCACUGUUUGCCUUGCAUUUAAAGAUGUUUUUUGAUGCACCUCACUAUAUUGUCAGGUAUGCUGCUAUUGGCCUCAGAAACAUCAGUCCAAUGAAAACAUCUAUUUUGUUUUAUCAAUGCUAUUCUAACAUUUCAAAUAACUACUUAGUUUGCUAAGUGUUAAUUCAAGCAGCAAAUGGAUUGUCUGGUGAUUACAAUAGACUUUUCUAGUUGGCAUUUUGCCAGAUGCUACAGCUUGCAAAAUAAUUUUGUAGUAUAAAGCUAAAAUAUGAUGCAGUUGUAUUAGUUAUAAUGCAUUUACUCUAAACAUUUUCUUUUAUAAAUAGUGUUGCAAUUAUUUUAUAUUUGAAGUGGGUUUGUUAUUGCUGAAGUAAACUGUUUGUUUCUUCUCCAUAAUGCACUUUAUAUAGCCUGAAAAAGAGGGCAUCCAUGGAUGUUACUGGGAAAAACAGAUUGGUCUGAUGCAGUCAAUAAUAAAGCAUUUAUUGUUUGACAUUACUUGCUUCAACAUUGACUUGAUGCUUGUGUGAAGGGGAGGGGUUAAAUUCAAAUGAACAAAUAAUAUUCAUUAGCCUAUUAUUUUGUUACAAAACUAUUAUGUUUUGCUGUGUUCAUAUGUACUAGGUAAGGUGAUGCAACCAUGAAAGAUCAAACAAAAGAUCAGUGGGCUCCAAUAAAUUUUAAUUGAAUGGUUUUAA